This is a messenger RNA of Vanessa tameamea, 2073 nucleotides long. Its product is annotated as probable tRNA (uracil-O(2)-)-methyltransferase. The record is from RefSeq and is a predicted model, not a curated record. NCBI's taxonomy places the organism in Eukaryota, Metazoa, Arthropoda, Insecta, Lepidoptera, Nymphalidae. The transcript is spliced from 4 exons. The coding region runs from base 61 to 1812 and encodes 583 amino acids. Gene Ontology annotation, molecular function: tRNA (uridine) methyltransferase activity. Gene Ontology annotation, biological process: tRNA methylation.
UCAACAAUCAAAGAAUGAUUUAUUUUAAAUAAGUGUUAAAGAAAAUAUUUUUUAUACAAUAUGGAUGAUGAUACAACGUCUUGUAUUAAAUUAAAACCAAAUUUAUUUUGGCAAUCAAUUAAUAUAUUAAUAAUAAAACCUCACGUAGUCAACAAAAGGUUAUGGGGAUGCACUAUUCUGAAUAGAUAUUAUGUACAAGACAAUGAUAUUUCCUGGGAAAAUGAAUUGAAAAAUUGGCAACUAGAAAUUGUAAACAAAAAGCAAUUUUUAGAUGAUAUCCUUAAAAACAAACAAGUCAAAAUAGUUGGAGAAUGUAAAACUGAAAAUGAAAUUUUAUUAGUCGAGCUUCUUCCCAAAAGUUACCUCGAAUCGCAUGCGUUUCAAAUAAUUUAUAAAAAUAAAUCUGUAACACAAGUAGGAUUUUUUGAUGUGACCCCUGCGGAAAAUGAACAAAACCUAUGUCCAACAUUUUCUUAUAGCUUUUCUUUACAGGGGGAUGAAGUUAUAUUAAAAACUUUUUCUGAUAAUGUUACUAAAUCUCACCAAUGGUUACAAAGUACUGUCUUACCUCAAGUCCUAAAAUGGUGUCAUGAAAUAUCUACAAAACAAGUUCAAAUAUGCAAUGAAUCUUUAGCAUUAGUACCAAAUGAAGAAUACUAUACAAAAUAUAAUGAACUUAAAUUGACAUAUGGUAAAGAGAUGGUUAAGAUUUGGCCAGAAUGUACAGACCCAACAAAGUUUGUUUAUGAAGAUAUUGCUAUUGCUACGUACUUGCUACUUCUGUGGGAGACAGAUACUAAGCCACAAUCAUUUGUUGAUAUUGGAUGUGGCAAUGGUUUGCUUGUUUAUAUUUUAAGUAUGGAGGGACACACUGGAUAUGGGGUUGAUGUUAGGAAGAGAAAAAUAUGGGACUUAUACCCCAAUAAUAUUAACUUAAAAGAAACAACAGUAACUCCAUCAAAUAUGCAUAUCUUUUCUGAUGUGGAUUGGAUUAUAGGAAAUCAUUCCGAUGAACUUACUCCAUGGAUCCCAGUUAUUGCUGCACAAAAUUCCUAUAAAUCAAAUUUUUUCCUGCUACCGUGUUGUGCGUACAACUUUGAUGGUACAAAAUAUCAAAGACAAAAUUCAUCAAAAAGUCAGUACACAGAAUACCUGGAAUAUGUUAAAAAAGUAUGUGAUAAUUGUGGUUUUGAAACCGAAAUAGACAGAUUGAAAAUUCCAAGUACAAAGAGAAUCUGUUUUAUUGGUAGGAAGAGAACCUACAAGGAAAAUGAACAUGAGAAGUUUGUAGCUUGUAUUCAGUACAUGAUUAGUAAUCAAAUAGGCUUAAGUAUGACUAAUGAAACAGAUCAAGAUAUUAAAACAAAAGAAUUUAAAACGAGAGACCCCAUUGAAAGAGUAAGAAAUUGCACACAGUUAGAUAAAAAUAUUACAGACUCUAUAAUAAGUUGUAUUUCAAAUUAUUUGCUUGAUGGAUGCAAUUUAGAGACAAAUUGGUCAAAGGGAAGUAGUGUUGCUAUUCAUAAACUUAUAAAACUUCUACCAUCUGACAAAUUAAAAGCUUUAAAAUCUGAAUGUGGUGGUUUACAAACUUUGUUAAGAAAUAAUCAUCACAUAUUUGAAGUCAGAAAUGGUUGUGUGAAUUUACGGUAUCCAAGAACUAUAGAUGAGGUAAAAAAUCAUGCUAGGAGCAAAAAAUAUAAUGAUGGUUUGAAAAUGCAAAUAAAACCAUGUUGGUUUUAUAAUAAUCACCCACAAGGUUGUCCUUUAGACAGCUCAGUCUGUAGUUUCCUGCACGAGAUGUCAACAUGACAGUACCACUAACUAAAUGAUGCAAUAAUAUUUUUUAUGACAAAACUAUGUAAGAAUUAUAUUAUGAAAUAAUUAAAAAAAUAAUUGUACCAACAACUUUUAUUAUCAUUUAAAUGCCAAAACAAAUAUAAAAAUAUAUCAUGUCUUAAUACACUAGAAAUAGAUUAUUUAGUAUUGCCCUCUGCCAUUGAAAUAUCACAGUGUGAUAAUGCUUACAAAAGUACAUUAUUAUAAUAAUAAAGACUUAUAUAACUAUUUCAA